AUGUCAGCUGUCGACCAAGUUUUUAGCAUCUCAGAGCUGCUAACAUCGAUCCUCGAGAAAGUCUAUUCAUCCGAAAAGAUCUUGCCACUUGAGCGUGUUUGCAAGCAAUGGCAAGCCGCUAUUCGGUCGUCGCCGAUUCUACGACGUCGACUGUUCUUCGAUGUGCAACCGUCUGAUGACACAUACGCAGGCUCUAUUGAAUGGCAUCCUUGCUUUCAAAACGGAGAUCUUGACCAGUCUGCUGGUUUCUUUUCUUGGUGCAGCAAAUCUCUGAAGGUUCACGGGCUGAAAUUUAUGAAAGCGGCUGGAGGCAGAGCGAAGGAAAUGUUUUUGACUAAUCCUGCCCUCCCUCAAGUCAAAGUCACGGACAAUCUACUAAGUCCAGAACAUCCUGGGUCGCAAUAUGAGGCAACUCAGCUUGCAGGCGUAAAAUUCGAAGAUAUUUUUCGCCUCCCGCUUGAUGAUAUUCCGUCAGGGCAAUGCGUUCACAUCUGCAUUUUUGGUCAUCUUCCGAAUGACGAGUUUGACCUGAUUUCCCGCCACAGCGUUGCUGAAGGUAUGAAGUCUCUUUUUUGGGUGAGAAAGUCCGACUCAGAUUGA
Bacidia gigantensis is the source of this 600-nucleotide messenger RNA. RefSeq lists its product as uncharacterized. The record is from RefSeq and is a predicted model, not a curated record. Lineage: Eukaryota; Fungi; Ascomycota; Lecanoromycetes; Lecanorales; Ramalinaceae. Gene Ontology annotation, molecular function: protein binding. The coding region runs from base 1 to 600 and encodes 199 amino acids. The transcript has a single exon.